AUGCAAACCUCUACGGGCAUCUGCAGCAAGUUGAUGAGCUCGCGCGCGACCUUCAACGCCGCGACGAACUCGGCCUCCGUGGUGGAGAGGCUCACGCCGCCUUGCUUCUUCAACGUCCAUGAUACCGCCUUGCUGUUAAGGAGCACAAAUGCUCCCGUCAGCGACUUACGGUCCGCCUUGUCGGCCGCAAAGCUGGAUGUAAGUUUCGACCCGCAGCGCGUCGAGACUCAUUCGAGCCGGCGCCAUUCGAAUUUGAGCGCCGCGGUGCCCUUGAUGUACUGCGCGAUGCGCUUGAAGAGCUUCCUGUCAGCACAGUAG
Messenger RNA from Peronospora matthiolae, 318 nucleotides. Lineage: Eukaryota; Oomycota; Peronosporomycetes; Peronosporales; Peronosporaceae. The record is from the annotation of a GenBank genome assembly.